GCAGGCCGCAAGGGGCGGGCCGGGCCCAGGCGCGGGGGCCGCCGGGAGGCCGAGGGCGCCCGGCUGGGGACGGCGGCUCCAUGAGCUGCCAGGUGACGGUGCUGUACUUUGCCAGGAGCGCGGAGCUGGUGGGGCUGCGCUCCGAGAGCGUCUCUGUGCCGCAGCGGAUCACCUCCCUGCAGCUCUGGGAAGAGAUUGUUAAGAUUCAUCCCAGGCUUGCUGUCAUCCGGGAUCAAGUGGUUUUUGCUGUUCGGCAGGAGUACGUGCUUCUUGGAGAUCAGCUUCUGGUCCUGCAGACAGGAGACGAAGUUGCCAUCAUCCCACCAAUUAGUGGAGGCUGAGUCUGUGCAAGUUCUGUUA
This is a messenger RNA of Phasianus colchicus (ring-necked pheasant), 360 nucleotides long. Its product is annotated as molybdopterin synthase sulfur carrier subunit. Gene Ontology annotation, biological process: Mo-molybdopterin cofactor biosynthetic process. Gene Ontology annotation, cellular component: molybdopterin adenylyltransferase complex; cytosol. The record is from RefSeq and is a predicted model, not a curated record. Lineage: Eukaryota; Metazoa; Chordata; Aves; Galliformes; Phasianidae.